Caenorhabditis auriculariae is the source of this 724-nucleotide messenger RNA. Lineage: Eukaryota; Metazoa; Nematoda; Chromadorea; Rhabditida; Rhabditidae. The record is from the annotation of a GenBank genome assembly.
AUGACGUUGACCAAGGAGCAGUUCAACCUACGUCGCCAACUAGUCAACAACUACUACACGUAAGAGUCCUUAGUUUAUUUUCUGGAAAUAGUGAUUUCAGCCGCGUCUCGCUGAGCAAUGGAAAAGGAGAGGUUCGUCUGCCGUCGUCGACUGCUUCGUCACCUAGAGACACUACAAGCAGCUUGGCCUCGUCGCCGGCGCUACAAGCUCCUCUCCGCUUCGACCUCAACCAACUAGAAGAAGUUCCAGUCACGCCGCCGGCCAAACAAAACCAAAACCCCCAAGCCAGGAGCUCUACGGCACGGUGAAUAACUGAACGAAUCAAAAUCAACUAGUUGCAGAUAUGAAGAGACAACUUUUUGCUAAUGCAAUUAAUUUAUUGCCAAUCAAUUAAUGUAAUUACAAAUAAAAUAUUUUUGCAGUCGCGAAAGGAAUAGAACUCGGGUGAUCGCGCCUAUCGCUCCGUUGCUCGUGACGCCCGACGACAUUAGCAUCUGGAGAGACAUUCAGCAACUCACAAAGUGGUUCUCUUCCAAAUCCACGUGAAAGAGAAAAAUUGCAGCCAACUUAACUCCAUGAACCGCAUACACAUUCCACAGAUCGAGCUCCUCAAACACAUUGACGAUGUUAUCGCAAUCAUGGUUUGACCAUCGAAGAUGCAUAUAAACGCAUACAGUUUUAGGACAACAACACUAGGACCGACCUGGGAAGAGGCGACAACUAA